Molecule: messenger RNA, 789 nt
Organism: Apiotrichum porosum
Lineage: Eukaryota; Fungi; Basidiomycota; Tremellomycetes; Trichosporonales; Trichosporonaceae
Gene: BOS1
Product: protein transport protein bos1
Exons: 4
Coding region: 1-789 (262 amino acids)
Biological process (GO): vesicle fusion; endoplasmic reticulum to Golgi vesicle-mediated transport
Cellular component (GO): late endosome membrane; SNARE complex; ER to Golgi transport vesicle membrane
Molecular function (GO): SNARE binding; SNAP receptor activity
Source: RefSeq, a predicted model, not a curated record
AUGAACAGCCUCAACGCCCUGGGUAACCGCCAGGUCACUUCCCUCCAGCAUGACCUCUCGCGCAUGGAGACGGGCGAGGCCGGCCCCAGCGUCCAGGGACAGAUCACCACCACGCUCGCCGCCCUCUCGCGCCUGAUAGACGACUACGACUCGAUGGCGCGCAAGGAGAUGGUCACUGCUGCGCGCGAGAAGGCCAACACCUUCCACAUUGCCAGUGACGCUGACGCUGACGCCUCGUCAUCCAGCCGCGUGGCCAAGCUCACAAACGACCACAAGGAGCUGAAAGCGCGCUUUGAGCGGGCCAAGAACGACUCGUCGGCGCGCGCGCGCAACGACCUCCUCGGCGUCGGCAGCGCGACGGGGGCCGCGGGCUCGCCCAACCAUUCAGGAGGGUCCCUCCCGCACCGCCGCGUCACGUCCAGCGCCAACGGCCCGCCCUCGCCGCUGCACGAGUCGCCGUUUGGCAACUCCGCCGCUGGAGGAGGGUACAUGGGGCCGAACGCGCGCGAAGACUAUGCGCUGCGCGAACACUCGUUCAUCCGCGAGUCGGAGAACAACAUUGACCAGUACAUUGCCCAGGGCCGGGCGGUCCUGGAGAACCUCGUCGAGCAGCGCGGUAUCCUCAAGGGCACGCGGACGCGGCUGCUGGACGCCGCCAACACGCUGGGACUGAGCAGGGAGACCAUCUCCUGGGUUGAGCGCAGGACUAAGGAAGACAAGUGGAUCUUCAUCGCUGGCGGAACGUUUACCCUCGCGUCGUUUGCCGGCAUCUACUACUACUUUGGCUAG